Emericellopsis cladophorae is the source of this 972-nucleotide messenger RNA. RefSeq lists its product as uncharacterized. The transcript has a single exon. Bases 1 to 972 code for a protein of 323 amino acids. Lineage: Eukaryota; Fungi; Ascomycota; Sordariomycetes; Hypocreales; Bionectriaceae. The record is from RefSeq and is a predicted model, not a curated record.
AUGCCGGAUUACACCACCCAAUACCGCUGUAUUGGAAAGGGCUUUUGUGGUAGUGUCUGGUCUCUCGAAGGCCACCAAGACCAAACCACAGCCAUCAAACGCGAAGACGGCGGGCCUGGGCGAUCAGUCACCAAUGACUGCGAUAUGCACAUGCGGGUUCUUCUGAGCGCACAUCGACACCCUCCCUCGACGCCUCUGUCGAUACCCCAAUGUCAUGAGCUGAUCCAGCCAACUGACGCCUGGUGGCAGCCGCGCCUCCAUCAAUUUCCCGCUGGCUACAUUGCAUGCCGAGCCCUGAUUUCGGAGCGCAUCCCGAAAGUACCAAGGCCGAUCAGCGACAAGAUCGUGGAUCUCUUCUGCGCUGGCAACACUACGCUCGCUGAUUUUGUGAAGGAGAACCCCGACGACGACGCUUGCCUGAUCCGACCAUAUCUUGGACGACGUCGUCGCCAUAAACAACAGUCACCAAGCGCCUCACGUUUUCAGCGCUUCAGUCUGCGUAAUGUCCCCCUUCAUCUUGACCAGAUGGAGGCACUCGGUCUGGAUACGACACUAUACGCGGAGACUAUGGCAGACGCUCUCGCAAUGAUGCACUGGGGUGCACACAUUGAUGCAAACGACGUCGAGUUUGUGCUAGCACCUCCGCGGACAGUCGACUCUUCAUCGGUCUUGCAGUCAGAAUACUUGGGCGUCCACUGCAUGUGGAUCCUCGACUUUGACUGCUGCCGACAACUUUCCAUGGAUGAAGCAGGCAUCGAGCAAGCCUGCAUGGCGUUUUUCAGAAACGACCCUUUCUUUCCGAAACCUGAAACUGGAGGCGCUGCCGAUGAGGACCUCUGGCAGGUUUUCAAGAAGAAUUUUUUGAUGGCCAGUCGGAGAAUCAUGGAAGAGGCGAGUGAGGAUGAGCGGAAUCUCGCGGUGAAGUUGAUGGAGAGAAUUGAAGACGAGGGCCACUUGGGAAGGAGGAGUUAG